AGUACGGACUGCUCCCAAGGAAGGAGAGGAGCCGGCAGCCGCGCGACCAAUCCUCCCCGAUAGCCUCCCCCCACCUGUUCCGCCGCCUCGAUUCGAUUCCCCCCUCUCCGGCCGCGGAUCAGGCGGCGGGGUUCCGCGCCGCCGCCGUCCUCUACUACCACCAGGCGGAGGAGGUGCUGGUGCCGUAGGUCGUAGAGGAGGAGGAGGAGGAGGCCAUGGAGGCGUACAAGCUCUGGGUGCGGAAGAACCGGGAGCUCGUCCGCUCCCUCGAGUCGCUGGCCAAUGGGUUGACAUGGAUACUUCCUGAGCGCUUCGCCAACUCCGAGAUCGCACCCGAAGCAGUAUAUGCACUUCUGGGUAUUGUGAGUUCUGUCAAUCAGCACAUAAUUGACACGCCAACUGAUAGUCAGGCAUUGACCUCCAAAGAGCAAUCAAUCCCAUGGUCCCUUGUUGUCUCUGUACUCAAAGAUAUUGAGGCAGUUGUUGAGGUGGCUGCCCAACACUUUGUUGGAGAUGAUCGCAAAUGGAGCUUUCUUGCUGUUACAGAAGCUGUGAAAGCAGUUGUCAGGUUAGCUGCUUUCAGGGAGAGUGGCUACAAGAUGCUCUUACAAGGAGGGGAGGUGACACAUGAAGAGGAGAUUAAUGUUCUUGAGGAAAGUUUUGGAGCCAAAAGUAAUGGAGUGCCACUCAUUUAUCCAAUGGAUGGCCAUUUCCAAAACGGUCAUGGAGUUGCAUCUAAUGGUCUUGAUGGAAAGGCUGGAUUUGUAUCGAAGAGUCUGGAGGGAAGAGCAGUAGCUGCUCUUAACAAGUUUGGCCAGAAUGCAAAGAUGAUGUCAGAUCCCAUGUGGAUGAAGAGGCCCCUGCCUCCUCCUGAUCCUCCUGUGAUGGUGGUUGAGAAGCCAACUUUGGCAAGUAUUUGGUCCUCUAAAGGAGUUUCAGGGCGAUUGUUUUUCUUGGGAGAAGUUGUCCACAUAUUCAGACCACUUGUAUAUGUACUUUUGAUUAGAAAGUUUGGAAUCAAAUCAUGGACCCCAUGGUUAGUGUCUUUAACCGUGGAGAUCACAAGUCUUGGUAUCCAUUCACGUGCGACUGAUCUACAUCAAAGAGGGGGUAAAGUUCAUCAGCUCUCAUCUGCUGAGAGGGACGAGUUGAAAAGGCGAAAGGUGAUGUGGGCACUUUACGUCAUGAGAGAUCCAUUCUUUGCGAAAUACACCAAGCGCCAUCUCCAGAAGGCUGAGAAAGUGUUGAAUCCAGUGCCUCUUAUCGGUUUCCUUACAGGCAAACUCACGGAGCUAGUGGAGGGGGCUCAGACACGGUAUACAUACACAUCAGGCUCAUAAGGAUGUGGACCAGCAGUCAGAUGUCUGAGAGCUUCCUUAACGAUUUCCCAAAUUGUCAUGAUUGGCCUUUUUGUGCUUCAUGAGAGCUGGCUGAUGGGUUCUGUUUUGAGCUUGGUCCUAAUCCUGUAUGUACCUGCCAUUUCCUAGCAAGAUUUGGCAUCCUAUCAGAUGUCUUGGGCUGCUGAGUUGCGGUCAUUGUAAACUCUCUUCUGGUGGCAGUUGAGGAUCUAACUAUACCGUACUAUAUCGAUGUAUAAUGUUAAGAAUAGGCACAUCAUCCCUGCAAUCAUACUACCAUGUAUUUACCAAGCAGGACAUACUGUAACCCCAGAACAAAUCUAUGAUAAAUUGCUUGGGGGUUUUCCAUGAACUCUCAGAUUUUGUGCUGCAA
Molecule: messenger RNA, 1731 nt
Organism: Oryza brachyantha (malo sina)
Lineage: Eukaryota; Viridiplantae; Streptophyta; Magnoliopsida; Poales; Poaceae
Product: peroxisome biogenesis protein 16
Exons: 8
Coding region: 216-1340 (374 amino acids)
Biological process (GO): peroxisome organization
Cellular component (GO): peroxisomal membrane
Source: RefSeq, a predicted model, not a curated record